This is a messenger RNA of Podarcis muralis (Common wall lizard), 2076 nucleotides long. RefSeq lists its product as uncharacterized. The record is from RefSeq and is a predicted model, not a curated record. NCBI's taxonomy places the organism in Eukaryota, Metazoa, Chordata, Lepidosauria, Squamata, Lacertidae.
AUCCCUCCCAUUCCAGAAGUUGUGGGGUUUUAAUGGGGUAAGAAAACUUAACACAGUAUAAGUAAGAGGGGAAUGAAAGCCCCUUGGAUUUCACUGGGGUUGUUUACUCUGGGAGUAAACACCCACAGCACCCCGUUUGGAUCCGACCUGUUGGAAGAUCUCAUGAGUUCUGGCAUUUUAAGGAGGUUGAAUCCCAAGACCCAGCCAUCCCCUCAGAGUGGGUCCCAGCUUCGCCAUGAUUAAGAUUGGAAGACCCAAAAUUCCCACGAUGCUGUAAGUUUGACUUACCCACUGGAAAAGACCCAUAUAUCCUGUGGUUUCCGUGGGACUGAUAUCCAGGAAGCCUUAAAUGAUGGGGCUGGAAGGAGGACUUUAUGGAUGUGAUGACCCUGCAUACUGGAGAGCGGUUUUGAAUGUUUACCAGGAUGUGGUCAUGGCCAAAGCGAGCAAGAAGGGGAAAACCAUUGCCUUGGAUAAAUGGUAUCAAGAGGAGCUGCCAAUUGCUGUUUCCGGGCGGAAGGACAAACACUUGACAAAAGAAGAGCUGGUGAGGCUGAUGGAAUGGAAGCUUUCCAGAGGCAAGUUUCGCCCUCGACUCCAGCAGCUGGUGGCCACUAACUCCAGCGAGAUGGUGGAGAGCUGUACCAGAAAAGCCUUCCAGCUCCUCCCUGACGUAGCAGCUGCCAUGACUGAGCUGUGCAAACUCAAGGCUGUGGGGCCCGCCACAGCUUCAGCGAUUCUGACUUCCGGAGCCCCGGAAGCAGCUGCCUUUAUGGCCGACGAAGCAGUAGAGUCUCUGCCAGGCCUUGUCCCUGUCCAGUAUACCCUCAAGCACUACCUGCUCUACCUUGACGGAAUCCAGAGCUGUGUCAAGAAGCUAAACGAAGCUGAUGCAGAACAGGCCUGGACGCCUCACCGUGUGGAGAUGUGCCUCUGGGCUUGGGCCAUCGGCAGCAAGCUGCAGCUGCCUUCGUUGCGGGCUCUAGGCGGAGAGGGAGCAAAGGCAGGGGACGGGGCAGAAGCAGGCAGGCCUAAGAAGAAAAGGAAAGCAACAUGAAAAAUCCCAGGGUUCCAGGGCUGCGGCUUUAGAAUUGACCUUUGUUCCUUCGUGCAUGAAUACUGAAGCUGAACUACACACACACAUGCACACACACACACACACACACACACACACGAAAAGGCCGUUCUGUUAUCCUGGAUCUCCAGGACAAAUCGCCAGGAGAGUCUGCACCAGUGAUCAUUCAAGACCUUUGAACCUCUGGAGCAAAUAGUGCAGCUGUGGAAAACUGGUCUUCCCUCUCAGGACUCUCUUUCACCGUCUGCAGUGUGGAGCAGCACAUGGCAAAAUGUAGAUCAGCCUUCCUUCCCACCCGCCCCACUCCAAAUAAUUCGAGAAUGGUAAGUCACUCAUAAAACAGAUUGGGCAUCCUAAUGUUAAGCUUGUGGUUUAUGGCUGGAGCCUCACAGCUGCUCAGGAUCUGGGAUGAGCUUUAUAUUUGUGGGUGGGGAGGAGUUUUGCCUCCAGUUUGAUGACUAUCUAGUGAUUAUCUUUCCAUGUAAUGUAAGGUUUGACGGACUUGUGUCGUCAGGAGCAAUUUGCUGCUUGGGUACCACUAGGGGGAGCACCUCCACUGGAAAUGCCCUCCCUUCAAAACUCCUCCCCUCCUGUGCAAGCAUUCUGUAAGAUUGUGGUCUACUCUAGUCUACUUUGCACGCAUUAAUGGAUGAAAGCUCUGCUAUCCAGAUCCUCUGACAAGUAGGGAAGCAGAGGUGUUCAACUGACUAUCCUUUUUCCUCCCCAGCUCUGUCACUGCUAGUGAAAUAAACACAACCAAAGCACAAUUUAUUUUUGGAAUCUGAUUUUGCUUUACAAAAUCAAGUUUUAUAUUAGCAAAAUAGAUAUUUAAGCUAUUAACAACAAGAAUUAAAUACAUUAUCUCUCUCACUCUCUCACACAUGGUGAAUAUGAGAUAUGUGCCCAGCUGCAUUACAACAGAGGGAAGCUAUAUUUCUGAAUAUUAUCCUAGCAUUUCUCAUUGUAGUUCUUUUCCAAUAAAGUCCUUAUUUUCCUACGAA